This is a messenger RNA of Penicillium verhagenii, 819 nucleotides long. RefSeq lists its product as uncharacterized. The transcript has 2 exons. Gene Ontology annotation, biological process: chromatin remodeling. NCBI's taxonomy places the organism in Eukaryota, Fungi, Ascomycota, Eurotiomycetes, Eurotiales, Aspergillaceae. The record is from RefSeq and is a predicted model, not a curated record. The coding region runs from base 1 to 819 and encodes 272 amino acids. Gene Ontology annotation, cellular component: Ino80 complex.
AUGCCUCCCGCCGGCUCUACUACAAACGGUCGCUCCAAUCGCGCCAGUACCUCUAAAGUCACCCCUAGCUCCUUGGUGGUGACUUUAAAACUAUCUCCAAAGGCCUUACGCCAACUUCUAGGCGAACCCCUCGACGGAAACUCCCCUGAUGUCAACCUCGACAAGUCCGCAGAUCGCGCCUCGCCGGCCUCCUCUGCCGAAGUCCCUGCCGUCCGUCCUUCCUCUGCCGACAAUGGAUCUGAUGUGGAUGCCGCCUCAACACCUGCUGCUGGCGCAACUCCAGGAGACACCCCGCAGCGGAAGGGAGUCCCGGGUCCUAAGCCGGGCAACAAACGAUCAAACGGACAAAGCGAUGCCGCGUCGCGUUCAAGGGGAAGACCUGGGCCCAAGAAGAAACCCCGACUUGAUGAAGGUGGCGGCGACGCUGGUAAGCCAGCAGCUAACCACCGCAUUGGCCCCAAGGCCAAUACAGGUGCUAUAAAUGCUGGUUUGCGUGCCCUUGACCGUACCGGCGCUCCAUGUCGCAAGUGGGACCGACAGCCUCUGAAACUGCGCAGUUUCACCGGAGUUGCCUGGGAACUGCCUGCUUGGCACUCCUUCAAAACUGCGCACUUGGAUUCCGAGUUGAACAAAGAUGGCAUUCUUGAAAGCGGCGACAGUGACAGCAAACCCACUCUGGCGGUCCCAGGCCCCGACACCCUCAAUGGCAGCAGUGCUGUUCCAAGUGAGAAGAGCACCGGUGACGGCGACGGUGAUGUCACCCCUGCCCCGUCCACCAUGGUAGCACCCUCAUCUCCAGCGAUUGCCAUGGCGGCAUAA